Messenger RNA from Panicum virgatum (switchgrass), 3595 nucleotides. Its product is annotated as wall-associated receptor kinase-like 6. The transcript is spliced from 5 exons. Bases 16 to 3432 code for a protein of 1138 amino acids. The record is from RefSeq and is a predicted model, not a curated record. Gene Ontology annotation, biological process: protein phosphorylation; cell surface receptor signaling pathway. Lineage: Eukaryota; Viridiplantae; Streptophyta; Magnoliopsida; Poales; Poaceae. Gene Ontology annotation, cellular component: plasma membrane. Gene Ontology annotation, molecular function: ATP binding; calcium ion binding; protein serine/threonine kinase activity.
CACUCUUUAGCCACAAUGUCGCAAACCUCUGCAGCAUCUGUGCUAUUACCGGCGGCGGUGCUGAUAGUGGUGUUGUUGCAGCUCCCGGCGGCCGCAUCAGCAACUGCGGCGCCGCCACCGCAGGCGCCGGUGAUGGGGAAGCCCAACUGCAGCACCACCUGUGGGAACGUGAGCGUGCCGUACCCCUUCGGCUUCGGGCCCUCGCACUGCUACUGGCCCGGGCUCAACCUCACCUGCGACACGAGCCGCAGCGGCCCACCGCGGCUGCUCCUCGGCGACGGCACCCUCCGGGUCACCGACAUCUCCCUCAACAACGGAACCGUUCGCGUCGUGCGUGCCGGCCUCGUCCUAAACGCAACCGGCAACCUCACCUCUGAUGGUUGGAACGCCUCCUUCGGUCGAGGCUUCACGGAGCACGGCUACCAACUGUCGAUCAGAAACGAGCUUGUCGUCUCCGGCUGCAACGUGGUGGCGACGCUCCUAGGGGACAUCGGGGAGAAGACCCCCAGGAUCAUCGGCGGCUGCGCCAGCUUCUGCACCAUAAUCGACAGCGAGGACGGUCCCGGCGCGUACGUCUCGAUGUACAAUUUGGCGGAGGCAAGCAAAUACUGCACCCGCACCGGCGUCUGCUGCCAGGCUUCCAUCUCCCUCAGCGGUCUGCCCAACGGUGUGCAGGCCAGGUGGCUGUACAGUAACCACGCCCCGGAGCUGCUCCUGCAGCAGCCGGUGAACGUGUUCGUCGCGGAGGAGGGGUGGGUCGACGCGAACGGGCUGCUGGGCGACGACGGGCUGGAGGAGGCUCCCAUUCUCCUCGGAUGGAGCGUCACGCGGGGCCUGCCGCAGCACCAAGAUUGCGACAGCGGCAUAGGCCGCAUGGUCUGCAGGAGCGAACACAGCUGGUGCUCGUACAGAGAACAAGGCCGCUUUACAUGUCAAUGCGACAGUGGUUAUGACGGCAACCCUUAUCUGCCGGGCGGGUGCCAAGAUAUCGAUGAGUGCAAGCUCCCACAUGAAGAGAGUAGGUGCUUCGGUGAAUGUAUCAACACGAUCGGGUCAAUGGAUUGCCGGUGCCCGUUUGGAACAUAUGGCAACCCUGGCGUCAAAGGUGGCUGCUUCAAGAUUAGCUCCAGUACCAGAGAUGCACUGUUGCCGACGGUGGCUCCGGCGCUGGUAGGGAAGCCCAACUGCAGCACCACCUGCGGUGGCGUGCGGGUGCCGUACCCCUUCGGCAUCAGCCCUGGGUGCUACUUGCCGGGUUUCAACCUCACUUGCAACACGAGCUACAGUCCCCCGCGGCUACUUCUCCACAAGAACGGCACCCUUGAGGUCAUCGAGAUCUUCUUACCCAACUCCACGAUGCGCGUCAUCCAUCACACCAGCAACACCUUCGACGCCGACCCUUUCGGUGCCCAGCCCGAGUGGGUUGUUUACUUCGACCUCCCCGACAUUGGCGCGCCCUACAUGCUGUCAACGAGGAACGAGCUCAUCCUCUUCGGAUGCGACCUGCAGGCGACCCUGUACAAAAGGAAAGGCAGCAACAAGACCACUGAUAGCAUCAGCCACUGCGCCUCCACCUGCAGCUCCAGCAGCGUACAGAUCAUUGUUGGAGAUCAUCAUAGAGCCCGGCCGCUGGUCUCGACGCAGCACCCCCAUGGCGGGUACUGCUCCGGCCAUGAUGGCUGCUGCCAUGCGCCUAUCUCCCUGGGUAGCACGCCCAAGGGCUUGAAGAUGAAAGGGCUUAACGGAACCACCAGACAGGAGUUUCGUAAUAGUCUGUUGCUUGCGGUCGCGCUCGUCUCGGAAGACGGGCUGACUGAUCAGUGGGGUGUUAUCUUAAAUAGGUCUGACCUUUGGUGGCUCUCUUACAUGGCAUCUCCCCUUGUUCUACGAUGGGCGGUUAAGCAAGGCGUCACCGCUCCUGCCAACUACUCAUUGGGGCCGUGCCUCGGGGACGUAGCCAGUACUGGCCUGCUUUGCAAGAGCAAGGACAGAGUCUGCCAGCAAGAUGAUGGGGGAGGCUUCACAUGCCACUGCAACACCGGCUACCAGGGGAACCCUUACCUCGACGGCGGAUGCCAAGUUAUCGACAAGUGCCACAUCAUGGCGUUAUCAGGCAAACCGUGCUUCGGCAAGUGCAUUAAUUUUCCUGGUGGACACGAGUGCCGGUGCCCUAGAGGAUCCUAUGGCAACCCCUACAAGCCCGGUGGCUGCUCCCCCACAGGUUUAAUCAUUGGUUUGUCUGUUGCUAGUGCCCCGACCGUCCUACUUUUGGUUCUCAUUAUAAUAUUUGUACUCCGCAAAAUUAAGCGGCAUAGGGUAAAAGUACUCAAACAAAAGUACUUCAAGCAAAACCGUGGACAGUUGCUGCAGCAGUUAAUGUCACAAAAAGCAGACAUUGCAGAAAGGAUGAUCAUACCAGUGGAUGAGCUUGCAAAGGCCACAAACAACUUCGAUAGAGCUCGUGAGCUUGGUGGAGGAGGCCACGGUACUGUUUACAAAGGUAUCUUAUCGGAUCUACAUGUUGUAGCCAUUAAGAAGUCAAAGAUCACCAUCCAAAAAGAAAUAGAUGAGUUCAUAAAUGAGGUGGCAAUCCUAUCACAGAUCAACCAUAGGAAUGUGGUCAAACUCUUUGGAUGUUGCCUUGAGACUGAGGUCCCAUUGUUGGUGUAUGAGUUUAUUUCCAAUGGAACCCUUUACCACCACCUUCAUGUUGAAGGACCAAGAUCACUAUCAUGGGGUAACAGGUUGAGGAUCGCAACUGAAGUAGCUACUUCUAUUGCCUAUCUUCACUCGGCAGUUUCAAUACCAAUAAUCCACAGGGACAUAAAGUCAAGUAACAUUCUUCUUGAUGACACAUUGACAGCAAAAGUAUCAGAUUUUGGAGCUUCAAGGUACAUUCCAAUUGAGAAAACAGGAUUGACAACAAGGGUUCAGGGAACAAUAGGAUACUUGGAUCCUAUGUACUUUUACACCAGCCGCCUCACUGAGAAAAGUGAUGUCUAUAGUUUUGGUGUAAUUCUUGUGGAAUUGCUCACUAGGAAGAAACCAUUUUCAUAUUUGUCUGCUGAUGGUGAUGGACUUGUUGCCCAUUUUGUUGGACUAAUUGCUGAGGGAAACCUAGUUCAGAUAAUAGACCCACAAGUUACAGAGGAAGGAGGUAAAGAAGUACAAGAAGUUGCUGCACUUGCAGCAUCCUGUGUAAAUCUGAGAGGUGAAGAAAGGCCAACGAUGCGACAAGUGGAACAUACACUAGAGGGGCUCCGUGGUUCCACAAAGUACAAAGUAGAUGAUAUGGUAGCAGCAGAAUCUGAAAAUGAUAGCAUUGUGAUUAACCGUCCCUCAUCAACUAAAGAAGGACAAUGUUUUGAAGAGUCAAGCAGAAGAUACAGUUUGGAGCAGUCGAUGAUGAUGUCUGCAAGGUACCCUCGGUAGUAUUGAGAGCUUUGUGCCUUAUGCAUUAGCAUUAGAGAUUAGUUAACUUCUCCUAUCUGUAAUUUGAAGUGUGAUGAUAAUAUUAGCGGGAUCCUCUGAUUCUUGCCAUUGCUUUUGUUUUGUUAUUAAUAUGAUUCAGCUUUACACUCAAAUAAAAAAUUGG